AUUCCACCAUCAGUUAGGCUGAAAGGAGCUGUAGCCGACGGUACAUCAUGACAGUACUAUGUAUGUGAAUGGAAUAAAAGCCAAUUGACAAACAGAGCCUGACCUCUGCUCCAUGUCCUUGUUAGGCCAAUGAUUGACUGAUGAGUGAAAUCUAUCUAUUUGUCUCACUGACAUGGCUUAAACGACACAAAACGUAUCCCACUGGUGAGUUUGUAUGCAAUGCUUGACAGUGCCGCAUCAUGGACCUGUACAAAGCAAUGUUGCUAGGCGUCCUUUUCUCUGCAGUCAGUGCGGGUGUCCUGGAUGAAUAUGCAAAAACAGAGGGCGCUCGGAUUAUAUCUGUCUUGAAGAGGGAGUACUCAGUAGGCACCGUCCUAGAAUGUGCCAUCAAGUGUAACGCUGAAACAGCUUUCACUUGCAGGUCCUUUAUAUACAUUGAAAAGGAUCAAGAAUGUAUGACAAUACCAGCAAACACCAAAACAGAGCAAGUUCUGAGAAGAACCAGCACAGCUCUCUACGAAAAGAAAGUGUACUUGAUGGAGUGUGUGAAUGGAAUCGGUAUGGACUACAGAGGGACAAAGUCCAAAACAAAAUCAGGGAAGACAUGCCAGAGAUGGGCAUCAAAAUACCCCCAUAACCCCAACAUGACCCCUUCAACACACCCCAAUGCCGACCUGGAGUCCAACUUCUGUAGAAACCCAGAUGGCGAUAGCGAAGGACCCUGGUGCUACACCAGAGACCCUGAGACCAGGUGGGAGACCUGCAACGUCCAGGACUGCAGCGAGGAAUGUAUGCACUGCAGUGGUGAGGACUACAGGGGAAAGAUCUCUACCACUGAGAAUGGCUACACCUGCCAGCGCUGGAACGCCCAGAAACCUCACAACCAUGGCUACAGUCCCAGCGCUCUUCCUGAGAAGUACCUGGAGGAGGACUACUGUAGGAACCCAGAUGGCGACCCCAGACCCUGGUGCUUCACCACCAGCCCCUCCAAACGCUGGGACUUCUGCUCCAUCCCUCGCUGCACUUCUGAGCCUCCCACGGUGGUGGAGGAGCUCACCUGUAGCACAGGCGACGGCGGUGCCUACAGGGGAACUGUUGCCGUGACAACGUCUGGGAAAGCCUGUCAGGUCUGGGCAGCUCAGACGCCCCAAAAGCACAACAGAACUCCAGACAACUACCCAUGCAAAGGCCUGGACCUGAACUACUGCAGGAACCCAGACAAUGAGAGGAUGCCCUGGUGCUACACUACAGACCCAGAGACACGUUGGGAGUACUGCAAGGUGCCUAGCUGUGGAGACGUUCCUGGACCAGAUGACGCAGCUCCCACUCCAGCUGAGGAAGACUGUUAUGUGGGCAGCGGGAGUGAAUAUCGUGGCAUGGUGACAGAGACGAUCAGUGGGAAGAAAUGCCAGUCCUGGAGCUCGAUGACACCUCACAGUCACAAGAAGACACCUCAGGACUUCCCUAAAGCCGAUUUGAGAAGAAACCUGUGUAGGAACCCUGAUGGCGACCGUGCUCCAUGGUGCUACACCACUGACCCUUCUGUUCGUUGGGAGUACUGCGCUGUGGAGAAAUGCCCAACGGCUCCCAAGCCUACUUCUAAGCCUGACAAACCUGACAAACCCGAUCAGCUCAGACCAGCACCCUCUCAGACACCCUCAGCUGAUUGCAAAGUGGGCAAUGGGGGGACAUACAGGGGUCCUACUUCUAUGACCAUGUUGGGUGUCACAUGUCAGAGGUGGAGCUCCCAAAGCCCCCAUCAGCAUGCCAGUUUCAACCCUGAAUCCCACCCUGACAAAGGCCUGGAGUCCAACAAUUGUAGAAACCCUGACAAUGACGUGAAUGGACCAUGGUGCUACACCACAGACAGAAGCAAAAAAUGGGACUACUGCCAAAUCCCAGAUUGCGCUGGCUUGAAAUGUGGGCAGCCGGUUACAAAACCCAAGAGGUGUUUUGGUCGCAUCGUUGGAGGCUGUGUGUCCAAACCCCACUCAUGGCCCUGGCAGAUCAGCCUGAGGACCAACACUGGUGUUCAUUUCUGUGGGGGAACUCUGAUCGCCCCUCAAUGGGUCCUCACCGCUGCCCACUGCCUGGAGAGAUCAAAGAGGACAUCUGCCUACAAGGUGUUCCUGGGAACCCACACAGAGAGAGCAAAUGAAGCGACCAAGCAGGAGCGUAAUCUGGAGAAACUGAUCCUGGGACCUGACAGGACAGACAUUGCACUGCUGAAGCUACAAACCCCUGCACUCAUAAAUGACAAGGUUUUACCAGCAUGCUUACCCGAGAAGGAUUAUGUGGUACCACCUGGAACAGAGUGCUAUGUGACAGGAUGGGGAGAGACACAAGGAACUGGUGGAGAUGGGCUCCUCAAGGAGACGGGCUUCCCUGUUAUAGAAAAUAAAGUGUGUAAUCGUCCUGCCUACCUGAACAACAGAGUCAAGGACCAUGAGAUGUGUGCUGGGAACAUUGAAGGGGGAACAGACAGCUGUCAGGGUGACAGUGGUGGCCCUCUGGUGUGUCAUGCCCAGAACAGCUUUGUCCUCCAGGGAGUGACAUCCUGGGGUCUGGGCUGUGCCAACGCCUUGAAGCCAGGGGUGUACGCCAGAGUAUCAAAGUUUACGGAUUGGAUUAACAGUCAGAUGAAGAUUAAUUCUUAACUCCCUACUCUCCAUAAUCUGGAGAAAUUUGUCAUUUGAGCCACAAAUCUAGUUUUGUUAAGAAUUGAAAGUACAAAUUAAAUACUUGUGGUAAGUGA
Messenger RNA from Salmo salar (Atlantic salmon), 2755 nucleotides. RefSeq names its product plasminogen (gene plg). Lineage: Eukaryota; Metazoa; Chordata; Actinopteri; Salmoniformes; Salmonidae. Gene Ontology annotation, biological process: proteolysis. Gene Ontology annotation, molecular function: signaling receptor binding; serine-type endopeptidase activity. The record is from RefSeq and is a predicted model, not a curated record.